Messenger RNA from Lytechinus pictus (painted urchin), 4068 nucleotides. RefSeq lists its product as uncharacterized. Bases 298 to 2220 code for a protein of 640 amino acids. The record is from RefSeq and is a predicted model, not a curated record. The transcript is spliced from 2 exons. Lineage: Eukaryota; Metazoa; Echinodermata; Echinoidea; Temnopleuroida; Toxopneustidae.
UGAACCAUGAUAUUCACUUAUUGUUGAACUUUUUAUCAUAAUAAAAGAUUCUUCUGUAGUAUGAGUAUGUGGGUAAUGCAGCAGCGAUGUCCAUGCAGAGGUGUAUAUGGUGUUUAUUCCAGUCUCAAUCGACUGGCCGCGUGAGAGCUGGAUAAGAUAAUCUUUUAAUCUUGAUGGUUGAUAGGCAUGAUUUGGUUAUAGGUUGUACAGCAAUCGAAUGAGGAUGGGAUUAGAUUAUCCACCAGCAAGUGACUUCGUUUGUGAAGGUUCCUGGCAGUGAACGGUUGGUGCUUCAAGAUGGCGUUGACAACUUCCCUUUCUACCGUGUUCACCAUGCUUUCAUGCGUCCUUUCUCUGGCAAGUUCUACUUCCGGUCAGAUGUGCACGGGAGACGAACUCACCCUACUGCUCAGCUCAGAAAACAUCUGCGAAGGCGGAAAUUUCACCGUUCAAUGCGAAGGAAAGACCGACGAUGUCGAAGUUUACAGGAAUGGAGAAGCGCUCUAUAACGGAACAACCCUGGCUCCAGAACUUCAAACGCGAGAGGUGUCCGUCAUACGCUCAUCCCAGAACAGUACUUGCCAAUCUGUGAUUUUAUCAUUCGAAGCAGCCACAAUUGAGGAUACGGGAAACUAUUCAUGUCGGACGAACGCGACAGAAUCAAGAGUCCGGAGACUUGUUGUUGACUCUAAGGUUUCUCAACAUGAUUGUCGGAUCAGCGCAGCCACCGGUCCUGUUGUAGAGAAAGGUGAGAACAUAUCUUGCAGUAGUUCAUCUGGACAACCAUCUUGGGUGAAUGACGACCCUGCAACGAUCACAGUCAACACCGGAAGUGACUCAGUCAUUGCUCUCGCCUUCCAUUCGGUGAGCUCAAUUCUGUUGACGACGCUUCAAUGCACCGUUGUUUCUUCAUCAAGUUCAUGUCCAUCCGUGUCGACGUCGUGUUUCGACCGUGUUCUCGUCGUACCAAAUCCCGUUGAUAGCUACCUAUCCUUGACACCUUUACAAGAAACUAUAAAUCCCGGUGGUUCUGCGACUUACUCCUGUGCUACGACUCUGAGCGGAGCCAGACUGGCGGUAGCUCCAACCGCAUCAGCAGAGGCGAUCCAACACACCCUUUUGCGCUUUAGUGAUACCUACAUCAAAAUCGUGUUCUCGAAUAUAACAAUGAAUUACACAGAACCCAUAGUACAGUGCAUGCUGCAGUACAAUGAAAGGCUAGUAACCAGUAUGUAUGCAUCAGUGAUUGUGGUGGAAGUAGAUGGGGCAACUACAACGGAACUUCCAGCAACAUCAAGUCAUGUUUCAACAGUAGCGAUAACAAAUAGUACAGAAUCUUCUGUGACACCGAUGGUGUAUCAAAGUACAACCGAAUAUCCAGCAACAACAGGUAAUUACUUUAGAAGCCCAACAAUAACCACCUCAAUGGUCAAUGUCAGAACUUUUAGAAUCAUAGACACACGAUACCUCAUCAUCGGUUUGGUGAUUGGAUUGCUUUUAUUCGUCGCCAUCGUCGUCCUAUGCGCUCUCAUGUUCAGGAAGCACGCGAGGAGGAGGAAAGGAGACUGGACGAUAUCGUCGGCGUCAUCGAGGCGUGGUCAGGCCGAAGUCGCGUCGAGUGGCAUCGAAGGCAGGCUCGAAUGGGAAACCGACGUCAACCCCUUAGUCGUGUUUGAGACCACCGCCAUCGAUCCUGUGGUCAGCGAUGACGACAACGGCUCCCUGACUCGAGAAGAUAUCGAGGACUCCCGAAUUCGUAGGAGUAAUGGGUACUCGAAACAUGUUAACGAGGAGACGCCACAGGUUUUGAGAUUCAAUGCAGUGAUCGAAAACCACGCCGAGCGUCAAACCGGAAGAUCGUCACCCCCAGUCUCACGCGAAAACGGGUACGUCAUCAACAAAGGAUUUUCUCCUGAUGAUCAAUCUAUUACCAUUCAUAGUGGAAACAUUCCGAAUGAUCUUCAUAUCAAACCACAUCAAGAUCUAACUACCCAGCAGACUAUCCCUAAUGGUCAUGUUAUCUUUGAACAAAGCGACAUUGAUGAACCGGUGAAUGCUGACCCUGACAAGGAGAUGGAUGUCGCCUCGCUUAAUUUCAUCGAUGCAACGAGACCGGACGCGAGUGAGUCCGACAAGGACUGGGACUCUGGUUUCAGUUUAGGUCACGACUCUAUCCUCUCGGAAAUCGACGAUGACGCCAUUAAUAUCAUAUCAGUCUGAUUGCCGCCACCCCUCCUUCCCGACAUGCCCGAGGAGAGAUAUACGGGGCAAAGUUGGGUCCAUGGGGAGGGCGUGCGGUCUACCCUACCAUUGAAGAUGAAGUGAUCAUAUUGGCAUAACUACACAAAAACACAGCGUCUAUUUUGUUAUAACAUGUAUAAGAAAGCCAUUUUCCUACAGCCUAAUUGAUAUUCAUCUUCAUGAAGUACAUACUGAAAGUUGGUCUUCCAAACGGUAAAUUGCCUAUUCCGAAUUUCGUCGACUGCCAACUCAUCCACUCACCACAUGGUCUACUUUCAUUUAGUCUAAUGCCAUUCUGUCCAUCAACAUUUCGUCUAACAACCAUUUGGUCCAAUCAUCACUUCGUCUAAUCACCAUUUCGUCUAUGACCAUUUCGUCUAAUAACCAGUUGGUCUAAUAUCCAUUUCAUUUUCAUUCAUUUUGCACAAUUUAACACUGAGUCCAAAUAUACGAAAUUGUAUUGGACUAAAUGGCUAUUGGACCAACUGGUGUUUAGACGGAAUGGCAUUAGACUAAAUGAAAGUAGACCAUGUGGUGAGUGGACGAACCGAUGGUAGACCAAAUUAUAGUUUACGAGUUGGUAAUUGGACGAAUUGGCAUUAGACGGAUUGGAAAUAAACUUUCCAAACUUUUGUUCAAUUCACCACUAUCCAUUGGCUUAUUGGGUUGGUCAGAUUCCUUCAGCAUUAUCAUUUUAGUCAAUUACGGAUUUUAAAUUGAAUUCUCAUAACUGUUCUUUUUUUUGGGGGGGGGGUACUACCUAUGAUACCGGGUGGGUGUUUCAUAAAGCUGUUCGUAAAGUUACGAAUGACUGGAACAUGUUCUUAGGUCAUAAAUCAAUUACAUAGGGAUCUCACAUAGCACAAGAAAGGAUCACCAGUUGUACAUAAAGUAAUUCGUAUCUUACGAACAGCUUUAUGAAACACCCACCAGUGAAGUGUUUAAAAAAAAGAUAUGUCGGAUGUUUUGUUGGACAAGUCCUGUUUUAUCCGUUAGUUAAUUUAGUAACAGUGCUUCCUAUAGCCAGUCAAAACCAAGGAAAGUUCUCGGAUCUGAUAACUUGUCAGACAACAGAAUGUUGAUGAAACUCUCCCCUGUGUUCCUUAAACUAAAGAUUAUUUGCUCAGCGACGCGACGACGAUCCAAGAACAGAGAAAAUGUAUUGCCAAACGCCCGUCAAGAACAACAAAGAAGUCUUUGUCGAAGAUAUGUGAAUGAAAACAGCAGUUUAGUCCUAAUUUUAAAAAAAAAUGAUAAUUUGCGUGUUUUCAUUAACUCUGAAACUUGGGACGAAACUGCUAAUCUGGUUCACAAAAUUUUUGACUUAAACCUCCCAGCUCUGCUUUCUCAUUUGACGGGGAUUUUCAACACAUUUACUGUGUUCUUGAAUCCUCCGUUCGGCGCUGAGCAAAAGUCCACCCCAACAAUAAGUUGAUUUGAAUAAAAAGAGAAAAAUCAAACAAGCAUAACACUGAAAAUUUCAUCAAGACCGGAUGUAAAAUAAGAAAGUUGUGACAUUUUAAAGUUUCGCUUAAUUUCACAAAACAGUUAUAUGAACAUCCCAAUUCGGUAUGCAUGAAAUGGGGGAACUGAUGACAUCACUCAUUAUUUCUUUUGUAUUUUAUUAUAUGAUUUUCAAGUGUGUUGGUCGCGUGCGAGUAACCUCCAGAUAAUAGGAUUUGUAUUGGAGGGGAUGUCAUUUUUAAUAAGAGCUUCUGCUGGUAAUGAAAAUUAAAGUUAUACUAAUGAUGAUCAUGAUAAUCCAAACGAUGAUCAUAACUAUGGUAAUUAAAAAUAUGAAUGUUAAUAAAAUUUUAUUGAUCGUUA